UAUAAAAAUCACCCAAAAUUUUUCAAAGCGUUCAGGUGCUCUACUUUUAGGGCAAUUAAUGUCUCUCUGUUUAAGCGGGACAGCUGUUGCUUCACAAUUUUUGUCUAAUGAAAAAUACAAUGCUCCUACAGGCAAAUUAUUAUCUAAUGUUUUAUUUCAAAAAUUCUAUUAAUCCCGAAACCCAAAAUCUACCUACAUAUUUCUUUAUUUUUGUUAUUUUUGGAUAUUUAUUUUUUCGUAAGAAUAAAUCAAAUAAUAAUUUGAAUGAUUCUAUUCUAUCAAAUAUAGAAAGUGAGGGAUUUUUAAAAAUUUUAAGAAAUAGAGGAUGGAAAUAUUUUCUACUUGCAUUUAUUGAUGUUGAGGCUAAUUUUGCAAUGGUCUAUGCCUAUCAAUUUACUAACAUUACCGCCAUUCAAUUGUUGAAUUCUUUUACAAUACCUGCAGUUAUGCUACUUUCGUGUAUUUUUCUUUCUACACGUUACAAAAGUGGGCAAUUUGCAGCUGUCGCAAUUUGUCUUCUCGGCCUGGGCUUAACUAUCUACACCGAUUCAAUUCAUGAUAAAGGAUUAAAUAGUGGAACGAAUAAAUUUAUUGGAGAUUUUCUUUGUUUAAUUGGCACGUUUUUAUAUGCUGUGUCUAAUGUUUCAGAAGAAUGUUUGGUUAAACAAUAUUCUCGGUAA
Messenger RNA from Meloidogyne enterolobii, 680 nucleotides. The record is from the annotation of a GenBank genome assembly. NCBI's taxonomy places the organism in Eukaryota, Metazoa, Nematoda, Chromadorea, Rhabditida, Meloidogynidae.